AUGGCGUCCACCCUGCCACCGACUCAAGCUCCAGCGAAUCAGGAAUACGCUGGUGACGAGAUCAAUGCGCUCAUACUCGACCCCGGCAGCUACUCGACAAGAGCCGGCUUCGCAGGCGAAGACACUCCCAAAUCCGUGGUACCCUCCUCAUACGCUGUCCGCGAUGGGUCGAAACUGUUCGGCGAGAACGCGAUCCAUCUCUACCAACCUGGAUUGGAGAUACGGAAUCCUUACAACAGCGACGGCAUAGUGGACGACUGGGACACGGCAUCACGAUUAUGGGAGUACAGCGUUACAUCGAGACUGACGGGAUCGCGGCAGACACCACCUUCGCGCAAUGGCCUGAACAAUCUGUCAGAACAGGAGAAGAAGGACGCAGAAGGAGACACAGCAAUGGAUUUGGACGAGCAGGCAGAACAAUUGGACGACCAAGAGAAAGUGCUUGGCGAGUACCCGCUGUUGAUGAGCGAGCCGGCGUGGAAUCCUCAAAAGGCGCGAGAAAAGACGAUGGAGAUUGCCAUGGAAGAAUGGGGCGUGCCUGCCUUCUUUCUGGCUAAGAACGGACAGCUCGCGGCAUACUCACAAGGAAAGGCUACUGCACUUGUCAUUGACAUCGGGCACUUGAACACAUCGAUAACGGCGCUGUGGGAAGGAAUGGUGCUGAAGAAAGGAUGUGUCCACACUCCACUAGCGGGCAACUGGAUCAACGAACAAUUGCGACUCAUGUUUAGCAGCAUGAGCGCACCGCUCACACCCCACUUCAUGGUGAAGACAAAACAGCCAGUCGAUGCCGGUGCACCUUCGAACGCCACAUACAUCCAGUUCCCGAAACCGCCGACAGACUCGUUCCGAAGACUAGAGGAAGAGAGGGUCUUGACGGCAUUCAAGGAGAGCGUGGUGCAAGCCUGGGGAGGACCCAGUCGACUGGAGAACGGCCCAAGUCAAGGUGCGACUACCAACGCUGACUACGUUCGAAGUCUGCCUCCGAAGCCUUUCGAAAUGCCUGACGGCUGGAACCAAGUCUUCGGCAUCGAGCGCUUCAAGGUCGCAGAAGGCCUCUUCGACAGCGCUGCUGCAUACACAGAUGCAUCACAUCCGGCACCAUCGGGCGAGCAGACCAUUGUAUCAGCAGCAAAGAACGCCAUCAACGCCUGCGAUGUCGAUACAAGGCCACAUCUGAUGAAUAACAUCAUCCUCACUGGAGCCGGAUCUCUCAUCGCAGGCCUACCCGAGCGGAUACAGUCAGAUCUGCAGGCUCUCUUCCCCAACCCAAAGAUUCGUGUCAUUGCCAACUCUAACAGUGUUGAGCGAAAGUAUGGUGGAUGGAUUGGUGGGAGUGUUUUGGGUAGUCUGGGGACGUUCCACCAGAUGUGGAUCUCGCGGCAGGAGUAUGAGGAGUUUGGUGCGGCGAUUAUCGAGAAGAGGUGCAAGUAG
Messenger RNA from Fulvia fulva, 1434 nucleotides. Its product is annotated as Actin-related protein 4. Lineage: Eukaryota; Fungi; Ascomycota; Dothideomycetes; Mycosphaerellales; Mycosphaerellaceae. Gene Ontology annotation, cellular component: SWI/SNF complex; NuA4 histone acetyltransferase complex. The record is from RefSeq and is a predicted model, not a curated record. The transcript is spliced from 3 exons. Bases 1 to 1434 code for a protein of 477 amino acids. Gene Ontology annotation, biological process: regulation of transcription by RNA polymerase II. Gene Ontology annotation, molecular function: chromatin binding.